AUGCUCGAGAUUCGCGUGCUCUUCUGGCGCACUGCUCUGAACAUUUUCGUCACCGUUCGCUUUUGGUACUGCACAGUGCUGAGCUUAGCGUUGGCUUUGUUUGGUGGACUAAUCUUCAACAAUGUGUCCGACGACCUUGCCGGAUUCCAAAACCGCAUGGGCGCUUUCUACUUUACGUUGACAUUUUUCGGCUUUACUAGCAUGAGCUCUAUGGACGUGUUCAUCAGCGAGCGUCAGAUUUUCCUUCGCGAAACUGGAGCUAUGUACUACAGAGCAUUUAGCUACUUCCUUGCCAAGACUACAUUGGACGCAGUACUGCUUCGAGUUCUUCCUGCUUCGCUCUUUGCGUCCAUCUUCUACUGGAUUAUGGGAUUGCAAGCUUCAGCGGACCGUUUCUUCUUCUUCGUUCUCGCUGUUGUUCUGUUCAAUGUUGCGGCGGGUUCAAUAAGCCUGCUCGUGGGAGUGAUCGCAAAGAGUGUGGGUUCCGCAAACCUUGGUGCUACCGUAAUUCUUCUGAUAAUGCUGUUGUUUGGUGGCUUCCUGCUCAAUUCUCGUGGUAUUAGUCUCUCGUGA
Molecule: messenger RNA, 573 nt
Organism: Peronospora belbahrii
Lineage: Eukaryota; Oomycota; Peronosporomycetes; Peronosporales; Peronosporaceae
Source: the annotation of a GenBank genome assembly